Messenger RNA from Xenia sp. Carnegie-2017, 675 nucleotides. Its product is annotated as cysteine dioxygenase type 1-like. Gene Ontology annotation, molecular function: cysteine dioxygenase activity; ferrous iron binding. The transcript has 5 exons. The coding region runs from base 24 to 581 and encodes 185 amino acids. Gene Ontology annotation, biological process: L-cysteine catabolic process. The record is from RefSeq and is a predicted model, not a curated record. NCBI's taxonomy places the organism in Eukaryota, Metazoa, Cnidaria, Anthozoa, Malacalcyonacea, Xeniidae.
AGUCUGAGAAACACACGAGGACGAUGAAAUUGGACGAACUGAUCGAGGAAUUACACAUCCUUUUUGACAAGGAAAAAGUAAAUAUUGAUGCCGUAAAGCAGACGAUGGAAUCUUACAAAUCCAAUUUCGACGAUUGGGAAAAGUAUGCACACUUUAGUCCGCAUAGGUAUACUCGGAACCUGGUCGACCGAGGAAAUGGAAAGUUUAAUUUGAUUUUGUUGUGUUGGAGUGAAGGCCAAGCUAGUGGCAUUCAUGAUCAUUCAAAUUCCCACUGUUUCAUGAAGAUCAUGGAAGGGCAGUUAAAGGAAACACUGUACUCAUGGCCACAAAACAAUGACGUAGAAGAGUCCCUCAAUGUUCAAGAGUGCAAUUAUUUUAAGAAAGAUGAAGUUGCCUACAUUUGUGAUCAAAUUGGUCUUCACAGAGUUGAGAAUGAAAGUCAUUCUAAUGUUGCUGCUUCCUUGCAUCUUUAUUCACCACCUUUUGACUUUGCUUGCUCAUUUGAUGAACGCACAGGAAAGGCAUUUCAAUGUCCCGUCACAUUUUACAGUGAGGGAGGAGAAAUUGUCAAGAGGAAAUGAAAAUUAUGAAGGAGUGAACAAAUUCUCAAAAUGUUCAGUGUGAAAUAAUUGUUUUCAUAUUUUGAAAAACUGAAUUGUACAAAGUUUAUUUUAA